AUGAGCGUCAACGAGGCGAUGCGCGGCUACCCGCAGGCCACCGACGACCUCGAGGAGGCCAACGAGAUGAUCGCCAGACUGGAGAAGCAACUCGCUGGCCACCGCGAGUUCCAAGCCCGUGCCCUGGCCCUCGAGAUGGAGAUGGUCAAGGUGGAGCAGGACUCGGAUGCGCGUUUUGAGACGCUCCGCGAGCGUGCGGAGCAGUCGCGUCGCGGAUGGCGCCGUACGGUCGGCGAAUUCAAGCACAAGCACGGCAUCGACAAGCCCGUCGCCGAGGAGGCGCGCGCCCCGCUCGUCAAGAGUGCCCUGGAGAGCUACGACCGCGUGCUGGCGACGCUCGCCGAGCUGAGGACGGCCACCGCGGAUGGCCCUGCGCGCCGCCAGCUCGACGAGGACCUCAUCAACAUUGACGCGAUGAAGCGCCGCCUGGUGGACCCGGUACCACUUGCCGGAAGCGCUUCU
This is a messenger RNA of Mesorhabditis spiculigera, 462 nucleotides long. The record is from the annotation of a GenBank genome assembly. NCBI's taxonomy places the organism in Eukaryota, Metazoa, Nematoda, Chromadorea, Rhabditida, Rhabditidae.